AUGGAAGAUUCUGAUGAUUCGAUAUUAGAGGUUGCUGAACAUUCUGAUCAUAAUACACAAACUAGUAAAACUCAAAAAAAAAGAGGCCGUCCAAAAAAUAUACUUUGGGACAAUCAUUUUAAAGAAAUUAAUUUGCAUAAUGAUAGUCACAAAGGUUGGGAAUGUCUAUAUUGUAAAGAACAAAACCUACGUGCAUCUGAUAUAAACAUGAACACACAUUUG
Dentiscutata heterogama is the source of this 222-nucleotide messenger RNA. NCBI's taxonomy places the organism in Eukaryota, Fungi, Glomeromycota, Glomeromycetes, Diversisporales, Gigasporaceae. The record is from the annotation of a GenBank genome assembly.